AUGCAACGGAGCCUGGACCGAUUUCGCUUCCGACCGCCCAUCGGCCAGCCAGCCAGCCAGCCACCCAGCCAGCCGGCCAGCCAGCCAAUCAGCCGACCAGCAGUCUGGAGAAAUGUUAAAAUGGGGCUGCUUUGGGAGAACAGUUCAAAUUGCGCCUGCCGAUCGAUACGCAGCUUCAGUCGACUCACAGUCCUGGCCAGGAAAGUUGCCGGAAGGAGAAUGCCCAAGUUGUGCCGAGACGAAAUGUUGUGGCCUCGUCUUGGCCGAGUUUGA
Protopolystoma xenopodis is the source of this 273-nucleotide messenger RNA. NCBI's taxonomy places the organism in Eukaryota, Metazoa, Platyhelminthes, Monogenea, Polystomatidea, Polystomatidae. The record is from the annotation of a GenBank genome assembly.